This is a messenger RNA of Strongyloides ratti, 240 nucleotides long. RefSeq lists its product as hypothetical. The transcript has 3 exons. The coding region runs from base 1 to 240 and encodes 79 amino acids. The record is from RefSeq and is a predicted model, not a curated record. Lineage: Eukaryota; Metazoa; Nematoda; Chromadorea; Rhabditida; Strongyloididae.
AUGAAUGGAAUAUUACUUUUCUCAUCUUUUGUUCUUGGAAUUGGAGUUGUACUUUUGAUUAUUGGCUGUGAUAAAACGAGUAUAAACGAAGGAAUGAACCUAUCAAAUGUAACUAGAACUACUGUUCAAAUAAUUGGAAUUAUUUUUACAGUCUUGGGAUCAAUUACCUUUUUUUAUUCUGUUUAUAGACAGUUUAUUCAUGAACAUAAAAAGAAAUAUAAAGAUGAUGAUGUUAAAUAA